Messenger RNA from Styela clava, 1965 nucleotides. The record is from RefSeq and is a predicted model, not a curated record. Lineage: Eukaryota; Metazoa; Chordata; Ascidiacea; Stolidobranchia; Styelidae.
AGUUUGGUAUUAGCAAUAUACUCUAUAUAUGAAUGAACCGAACUAAUAUUAUAAAUUGAGAAUGAAUCAAGCGUACGAGCUUGAAUACAACGACACAUAUGAAACUGCAAUCCGUUACGAGAAUCAACGAGUUGCUGUGGGAGCGAGGCCUAUUCCGACAAUUUCAAGUGAUCCCAAAAAAGAAAUUCCUGUUAAAAAUGAAAACAAAAACGUGAAAACUACCAUUCACUAUGUCUUUGUUUGGAUUGGAUUUGCAAUGCUGGCCGGAAUGCUUAUUGUUGUCAUUGUACAGCAAAAUAAACAUUACCAGGAAGACGGUCGUCUUAAAACUACUACUACUGUUCAGCAAACAACAACUCCUAGCAGCAGAUUUGCUAGAUCUUGUCUUGACUUGAAAAACCAAGGAAUCCAAGUAGAUGGAAUUUUCACAAUCAAACCGGAUAACAAUUCAGAAAUACAGGCAUAUUGCGAUAUGUCAACUGACGGUGGAGGAUGGACUUUAGUAGCAAGUGUUCACGAGGAUGAUAUUGAAACAAAAUGUGGAUCUGAUGAUUUCUGGUCAAGCUAUGUUCCUGAAAACCAACAAGCUCACGCAGGUGUGAGCAACUGGGAAAAUGAAAACGUUUUUGGGGAGAUAAAUAAAUGUACAAGCAGUGAUUAUAAAAACUCGGCUUACUUUUCGCUCAAUGCUUCGGACGUUAUGAUGUGGCAAACUCUGGAAGGAUCGUCCGUUGCGCAUAUGAAAGAAAAUUCCACUUUAAGAUACAGAACAAACAAUAAGUUCAUGACAAACUACGGAGGAAAUCUAAAAUAUCUAUAUGAAAAUCAUUUACCAUUGAAAAUUACUUCAGAAAAGAGAACAGCAAAAUUGCUAGAUGCUUUGGUGAAUAAAGCUGAUGAAAUGAAGUCGAAAAUUCCUGAUUGGUAUGAAUACACGUACUCCAACACGUACCAAAUAUCAAACUCAAUGCUGUACAACUCAUAUGGAAAUCUGAUAACAUUCGCAAGUUCGUACAGAUCACAAGGCAACCUGUUUUAUCAAAAGAAAUACCGAUUCGUUCGCUCCAACACCUAUUUGAACACGAGCAAGACCCAGCCUUUUAUCAAGGUAUCUGUGAUAUCAAACGAUGACAGGAAGAGCUCAUACUUCUACACACAAGUAUAUUCUCGUCAAGACUCAUUGACGGCAAAGAGUCAGUUGGAAAACACAAUUUCAAAAGGAAAUUAUGAAAUACAGUACAGUGCAACUCAAUUUACACAUCCUUCGAAAGCCACAGUUUGCGAAUAUAAUUUUUUUGUUUCCAACAUUAGAGAUUGGAAAUCGUAUAAACCCACAUCCAUUGUUGACAAUCAUUAUAUAUAUUCAUCUUCCCGAAAUAUACGAUGUACUGCAAAUGGAAACCCAUCUAAUAUCGUAAUGGGAUAUCUCAUGCUUACGAGGAAAAAUGGAUUUAACUUCACAGUUGAUCAACUAGACAAAGUAUCAAACGUAAUUUUAACAGCGGUUGAAUCUGUGAAAGAUUUAUUUAACGAAUUCCCAGGGAACGAUGCUGCUAUAUCACCAGUUACAUUUGACAAAGGAAACAUUGACUUGAUUGUAAACAUGACUCCACCUAGUAUGCGUCCAUGUGUCGAACCAGGAUAUCUGCAGUUUCGAGCCUACAAUUUGACUGGAUAUCCAAAUGCAAUUUGUCCGGGAGUCAAAGUGAAAACUGUUUCACCGGAAUACGUAUGUAUUGGAGGAUUGUCUGGGGAUGUCAGAAAUUAUGGCACUUGUGGAGAUUAUGCAGGUUGGUCUGGGAAAUCCGGUGACACGAUUCAGCCAUCAAUACCAUAUGGAUAUGCACAUUCCAGAAAAGAUAUAUCCUCUGUUAUCCUGAUAUUUUAUCGCUGAAUGCAGUUUUUUUCAAUGUAUAGUUCUGCUUGAUGCUUUUGAGAAUCAAUAUAUAAUUGCAUAUAUUUCUC